AGAAAAUUUCCAUAAUGAAUUGAAAAGAAGCUUUGGCCUGUUUAGAAAUCUCCAACAGCGAUCGGUCCAUAUGACGUAGGACAUAAAUAUUAGUUUUGAAAUAAAGAUCACGAAGUACAAGUACAUAUAGAGGAGAAAUAUGUAUAUGCUGCAAAGAUGAAACAUUACCUAUCGAAUAUUUUCUAUAUAUCAUUUUAUUGACAAGCUGAAAGAUUCCAGAACGCUGUGACGUUCUAUUUUGCUUUCAGCAUAUACUAAAUGCAACAUGGAGUUUCUACUUCAGUUAAAAAUGUUGUUAUGGAAAAAUUAUACCUUGAAAAAGCGACGACCGUUUGUUGUUGCUUUCGAAAUCCUUAUACCUUUAGUUUUGUUUAUGGUAUUGAUGGGCAUUCGUUUGCGACGACAGCCUACAGCAAUAGACGAAAAUAUAUUUGCUGUCAAAGCAUUACCUUCAGCUGGCAUAAUCCCGCUUCUUCAAAUGUUCUGUCCAAACAAGACCCAAGACAAACAUGGAUUUCCAAUUUUUCCUGAAUCCAAAACACAAGCUCUUUUAAUGAACCUCACAAUAAUAUUAAAAAAUGUAGACAAGAACCAUGGCAAACUUUCACUUCUGGAAGACAAUGAUCUUGAUUAUGAUUAUGAUAAAGUUGUGGAUGAUUUACGCAAAAACAACACAUUCACUGACAGAAAUAUUCCAGAUUUCAUUUUACAAGAUAUUUUAAAAGAUCCAGAUGAUUUUAGAAAUUUUUUAAUAAAGAAUUUAUCAAUGCCUGAAAACAUGACACAGGCAUUGCUAAAUGCCACUGUGAAUGGUAGCAAGGUGUUGGAAAUACUUGACUCUCAGAAGUUAAAGCAGAAUCCUGCUAAGUAUCAAGAAAAGUUGGAUAACUUACGCAGGAAAUUAUUGAUGAAAGCAGCACUUGAUUCAACUUUCUUGAACAAUCCCUUGGCAGUGGGACAGACGGUUACUGAUACUAUGUACAAAGAUGAUGAUCAUGGCGAUGUUGAUGCCCUUCUGCUGGAUAAUUUCUACAGUCCCGAGAAAUUAAGCGAGAUAUCUUGCAAAAAGGAAAAGUUCGACUCCCUCAUUCAAACGAACGAAACACCCGAACGACAGGAAGAGUUGAGGAACUACAUGUGUCAUAAUCUGACCAAAGAACAAAAAUACAGUUUUUCUCGAGAACUACGGAACCAGAUCAACAAGACUGUUGUAUACAGGAAGUUUGGUGAAGGUUUUACUCAUCCGAAGGGAUCAAAGUCUUUUCAGGAUAAAUAUGGUCGACCAAUUGCUUCACUGAAACGAAAUCUUGAAUUAUUACGAGAAAACCAAGAAGUCCUCAACGCUGCCGUGGCGAUUGCAAACAUGCUGCAAAUAAACGACUCUUCCAAUGGAAACAUUGAUGAAAGUGAUCUCAGAGAGAAUGGCAAUGUUCGCCUUGCAAAGAAGAUAUGGAAGGUAAUCGGUCCAGUGUUGUGUGGUCCUGACAUGACCGAGUAUGAAAAAGAUCCGUGCCCAGAUGCGAUGUAUUACCAUCCGUCAAACACUCGAGCUUUGGUUCUGAUGUUGUACGUGAUGACCAAUAAACCUCUUAUUCUGUACUCACCUCGUGGUCCGGCUGUCGACUCGAUUGUUAAGAGGGCUAACUGGUCUUUUCAAGCCGUAGCAGACAGUAUAAGUGCCGGGCAUUGGUGGCUUAGAUAUUCUAAAACGGCACAAAUUACUAUCAACUCGCCGAGUUUUACUUCCCGACUUAAAUAUCUGAAGUCUUUCUUCAGACUGUUGCAUGACAGCAAAUACGAAAGUAAUUUUGUCGAAGACUUUGAUGUUGUAAGCACAACCAGGAGACUGAAGUUCGCAGAUCAUGUCGUUCGAACAUGGUUAAGUAAGAUUGAGAAUAUUUCACUGGAUGUAUUUCUGGGCUUCAAUACCUCGAGAGAAUUGGAUAAUUUCAUGGUGAACAGAAGUAGUAUGCCGAGAUAUCAUGGUCGAAAAAUCGUCGCAGGUAUCGUCUUCACGAACAUCGAACCAAAUGGCACACUCCCACCGCAUGUUGAAUACAAGAUUAGAAUGAAUAGUUCUUUCACACAAGACACUACUAUCAUAAGAAGCAACUAUUGGCAGCCAGGGCCGGAAUGCGAAUAUCAACCGUAUUACUUUCAUGGAUUUGAUUGGCUCCAAGAUAUAUUCGACCGCGCUAUUGUGGAUGAACAAGUGAAUGCUGGCGAUAAUCUUGCUCCUGCAACGUAUCUACAGGAAAUACCUUAUCCUUGCUACAUGAGUGAUAGUUUUAUGUUCGUCAUAAAACACAUGGUACCGUUGUGUAUGGUGAUAUCCUGGAUCUAUACUGUCGCAAUUACAGUGCAGAAUAUUGUUUACGAGAAAGAACGGAGAUUGAAAGAAUUUAUGAAAAUGAUGGGCUUGAGUAAUAUUGUGCAUUGGAUCGCUUGGUUCAUUACUAGCCUAUGCACCAUUUCAAUCACGGUCGCCCUCCUCACUGUCAUAUUGAAGUAUGGUAAAAUCCUGACAUACAGCGAUCCAUUUCUGGUGUGGUUAUUCCUUCUUGUCUUCGCGAUCGCAACUAUCGUAUUCUGUUUCCUCAUCAGCGUUUUCUUUUCGAAAGCAAAGCUCGCAGCCGCUUGUGGUGGAAUUAUAUAUUUUCUUACCUAUAUGCCAUUUGUCUUCAUCUCGAUACGAGAAGACGCCGCAAAAGUUAAGCUGAGUGGACUGACAAAAAGUUUUGCAAGUUUAUUCUCCACUACAGCUUUUGGUUUAGCUUCACGAUACUUUGCCCUUUAUGAGGAGCAGUCUAUUGGAGUACAGUGGUCAAACAUUGGGAAGAGCCCGCUUGAUGGUGAUGAUUUCAACAUUCGUAAAAUAUUUUACAUGCUAAUAGUAGACACGAUACUCUACGCCAUCCUGGUCUGGUAUAUCGAAGCUGUUCAUCCGGGAUCAUAUGGUCUGCCAAGACCCUGGUACUUUCCUUUACAAACCUCGUACUGGUUUGGACAUAAUACUCGAUCGUGUCCGAAAUUCACCCGGAAUUACAUGAUGGUGAAUGAUGAUGAUGUGCCCCCCGGUGCAACCGGGAUGUUGGCCUGUGAGAAAGAUCCAACGAAUUCCCCCUUGGGGGUAGUCAUUGAUGGUUUGGUCAAGGUUUACAAGUCGCGCUCAAAACCUGCAGUUAAUCGCUUGACAUUGAACCUAUUCGAAGGUCAAAUUACGUCAUUCUUGGGUCACAAUGGGGCGGGAAAGACGACAACAAUGUCUCUAUUGACAGGUCUAUUUCCACCAACUCAAGGGACGGCUUACAUCUAUGGCAAUGAUAUACGUUACGACAUGGACGAUAUCAGAAAGAGUUUGGGAUUUUGUCCUCAACAUAACGUGUUGUUUGAUAGGCUAACUGUGGAGGAACAUCUCUGGUUUUAUGCCAGAUUGAAGGGAAUGUCGUCUGGGCUGGUAUGUGAAGAGGUUGACAAGUUGGUGAUCGAUUUAGGUCUGCCUGGUAAACGACACAGUCCUGUAUACAGCCUGUCAGGAGGCAUGAAACGAAAGUUAUCAAUUGCUGUUGCAUUUGUUGCCAAGUCUCGUAUGGUCAUCCUGGACGAACCAACUGCUGGCGUGGAUCCGUAUGCUCGGAGAGCGAUAUGGGAUUUGCUCAUUAAGUAUAAACAAGAUCGAACGAUAUUGUUAUCAACUCACUUCAUGGAUGAGGCCGACGUUCUCGGCGACAGAAUCGCUAUAAUCUCCGAAGGCAAACUACGGUGUGUUGGCUCAUCUUUAUUCCUAAAAAGUCAUUUUGGCGAUGGAUAUAAUCUCUCUCUGGUAAAGAAAACAUCUGGCAGCACUCAGAACUCGUUCUCCAACACACCCCAGGGGUCAGUCUCUAACCUAGGUAUAAUCCCACCUGCCAACACCCCCCAAGCAAGCACCCCACCUAUCGUUAUCCCUGGGAGCGCACCUUCUACUUCUUCGUUACCUGGAACACCUCCUAGUUUUGAUAGUUUCUUGUCAUCGAGCCUUGGUUCCAGUCCAAAUAUGUCUGCACUGUCUCCACUUGCUAAACUAUCAAGGCAAUCUCCUGGAGGAAGUAAUUUAUCCAUCGCGGAAGCAAGCACAGAAAAUGUGACGUCGUUCGUUCAGAGUUACAUUCCUUCUGCUAAGCUAAUUCAGGAAACUCGUCAACAACUAUCUUUCAUCUUGCCCAAUAACGUCGUUAAGAGAGAUGGCUUUGGUAAUUUCUUUUUUCACCUCGAGAAAAACUUAGAGACGCUUGGUUUGAAAAGUUUUGGCAUCACCGAAACACCAUUGGAAGAGGUGUUUCUCAAAGUAACUGAUAUUUCUGGUCAGGACGAAACGGACUCCCUUGCUGAUAGCCGUAACGAUGACAACGAUGAAGCGGUCAUUGAUGAACUACCUGGCAAUCACAUGACUAACAGUGUGAUUGGGAACUCCACGGAGCCUGAUGUGGAAAUGAUGGAUGUUGCAGGUCAUUCUGAGGCCGAUUCAUGGAAUAAGCCACUGUUAGAGUUCAACCGUAGAGCACGGAAUCAGAUAGACGCCGUUUUUGUGAAGCGAAGUCAACCUGUACCAAUUUCUAGAACCUUUCAACCUCCUCAAACCCACAGCAACGGCAUUCAAGCAAAUAACAUUAGCAACGGCUAUAGAGACACCGAGGGAACUCAUAACGAGGGAUCUGGUUCCGGUAGUCAUGUUGUCAGCGGUGCUCUGCUAAAAUGGCAGCAAUUCUAUGGAAUGAUCGUAAAACGAUUCUAUCAAACAAGGCGAAAUCUUAAAGGUCUGUUUUCGCAAUUAUUCCUGCCCUCAUUCUUCAUUACAAUCGCAAUGGUUUUUGCUCUAUCCGUUCCCAAGCCCAAAGAUGCUCCUCCUCUUCCGCUUAACACGCGAAUGUUUGAAAGACCGAACUACGUGCCGUUUGCAAACGAGAAUUCCAGCGAUAAUUUGGCAGUUGGCAUGGAACAGACGCUCACACUUCCCUCGGGCAUUGGUAGCUACUGUUAUUUAAGAAAUCCUUCAGACAUUUUGGGGAACUGGAGCUAUUCCUCCUAUCCGUGCAAAUCUGAGAAACCCGACGGUAUGAGUGCUUUUAAUGAUCAAUGCCGCGAUAUCCCAAAUUCCGACGUACGGCUGUGUAAGAACGAUACUCGCCACCAUCAUCGAUAUCCUACCGGGUCCUCGAAUAAAGUGACGCAUUGUUACUGCGAGCAUAAUAAACUGAAGUACGUGUGUCCAGUUGAUAUAACCCACCCAGUACCGAAGGAGAUUAUUCCUGCAACACUGGAUACAUUACGUAAUGUUACUGGAAGAGAUGUCUCCAAAUAUUUGUUGUAUACAACGGAAAGUACCCGCAUGGCAAGGUAUGGUGGUCUGGUGUUCGGGGAAAAUGUUACGAGUAUUCCUGCUGAUUUCAGUAAAUUUAAAUGUGUGAAUAUUAAUUGUGACACAGUCCAACGUUUAGGAGUCCGAAAAGCCGUGAAGGCGUUAUAUAACAACAAGGGAUAUCAUUCACAACCCGUAUAUCUCAACGCUAUCGAUAACGCUAUAUUCAGAUAUUAUUAUGAAGGAAAUCGCGGCGCUUAUGGUAUUAGCGUGACAAACCAUCCAUUUAAUAAAUCUGGUGAACGACUUUCAUGGGAAUACAGACGUUCCGGAACAAAUGUUGUGAUCGCAAUAUUUGUGAUUGUUGCCAUGUCCUUUGUUCCUGCUGGCUUUGUUGUAUUCUUAGUAACUGAACGUUCAACCAGCUCAAAACAUUUGCAGUUUGUUUGUGGCCUUGAUCCUAAAAUUUACUGGCUUUCUAAUUACUUUUGGGAUAUGUGUAACUACCUCAUUCCAGCUUCAGUAUGUAUAAUAAUAUUGUACUUAUUCCAAGUCCCUGCGUACGCCUCGACUACGAACUUUCCUGCCGUCAUUGCUUUGUUUGUACUUUAUGGAUGGUCCGUGACACCUCUCAUGUAUCCAGCAUCUUUCUUUUUCAAAGUUCCAAGUACAGCUUUUGUUUUCAUGAUUGUUACAAAUCUAUUUCUCGGAAUUACCACCACUGUUUCAACUUCAAUACUCGAAAUAUUCGUGAACGACUCUGUUCUCACGACGAUCAACAAAGUUCUUAACAUCGUGUCCCUCGCAUUUCCAAAUUACUGUCUAGGACGUGGCUUGAUGAACUUGGCUUAUAAUGAAUUGAAAAAUGACUUCUAUGUUCAAGUUGGCCAGUCGUACGAAGUAAAAUCUCCAUUUGAGUGGUCAGUUGUCACAGAAAAUCUCGUCUUCAUGGCGGCCGAAGGAGUGGUGUUCUUUGCGUUGACUCUGCUGAUUGAGUACAAUUUCUUCCGAAAACCAAAAAGUCUUCCUCGACCGUCAAAUGAGCUUGAGGAUGAUGAAGAUGUCGCCGAAGAGCGCGAAAGGGUUCUGUCGGGGGAGGCCGACGAUGAUCUUGUUUGUCUUAAGAACUUAACGAAGGUAUAUUUCUCUAAGAAGACUGGUAAUCAUUUAGCUGUUGACCGUUUAUGUCUGGGCAUUCAACAAGGCGAGUGUUUUGGCCUCCUGGGCGUCAACGGAGCUGGGAAAACCUCAACGUUUAAAAUGCUAACUGGAGAUACCUCAGUCACAAGUGGAGAGGCAUUUCUCAACUCCUACAGCGUACGUGAGGAUAUCUUAAAAGUCCAUCGUUGUAUCGGAUAUUGCCCUCAGUUUGAUGCUCUGAUUGACGAGAUGACAACUAGAGAACAUUUGUUGCUCUAUGCAAGACUACGCGGAGUUCCUCCUAAGGAACAGAGACAGGUUGUUGAAUGGGCGAUAAAGAAACUAAGUUUAACAAAGUUUGCUGACAAACCAUCCAAGACUUUAAGUGGUGGUAUGAAGAGAAAACUGUCCACUGCUAUUGCUCUUAUAGGCGAUCCACCAAUCAUCUUCCUGGACGAACCGACAACAGGCAUGGAUCCAAAAGCGCGACGUUUCUUAUGGGACACUGUGAUCAGUAUCGUGAAGGAAGGUCGUUCUGUGGUCCUUACUUCACAUAGCAUGGAGGAGUGCGAGGCACUGUGUACAAGACUGGCAAUAAUGGUUAACGGACAGUUUAAAUGUUUGGGAAGUAGCCAGCACCUUAAGAACAGAUUUGGAAGUGGGUACAUAAUAACAUUGAGAGUCAAAGGUGAAAAUCCUGAUCUUAACACGACGAUGACUAUCUUUAACGAAAAUAUGCCAAGUGUGACAUUAAAGGAGAAGCAUCAUAACAUGCUGCAGUAUCAUCUCCCGUCUGGCACGAUGAAACUUUCCAAAGUGUUUGAAGUGAUUGAAAACCAUCAAGACCAAUUACAAAUUGAGGACUAUUCUGUCAGCCAAACAACUCUUGAUAAUGUAUUUAUAAACUUUGCUCGACAACAAACAGAUGAAGUGGAAUUCAAAGAUCACAGGGUACGCAAGAGGUCACGUGCCCUACGCAAGCUUCGACUGAGGCUCGGAUUGCUAACACCUGGAAGACUGGUAACUAACAGAGACGACACAGUGAGGUUCACCUCUAUUGCAGAAGUGGAUGAUAUGGAAGAUGAAAAUUUUGAAGUCACUUUCUCCCGUAAUUCUCAACUUGCAUUUUCAUCCGGAGUGAAUGCCUAAAAAGAACCUCUCAAUAAUGGAAUAUGUGUAAUAAGCAAUAAUCUAGUAUUUAUUAGUGUGAAUAAAGAGAAAUUAUUUCUCAACAGAGAAUCGUUGUAUAUGCGUGGGUUCACAUCAGGAGCCUGUGUAGAAAUAUGUUAAUGAUUGGUAAUUUCGUUCUGCUGUCUUUCUGCCGUCUCAUUAUAUUUUCGUAUCACGUGCUGCCUAAUCAAAUGUAUCUAAUUUACUUAUUAAUUCGAAUUUACUCUAUUAGCUAAUAGUAUAGAGAAAAAGCUAAUCAUUACAAUAAAAUAGCGAACAUGUUGCCAUGUUGGUGCCGAACCCAACGAUUGAAAUGUGUUCCAAGUCCACCAACAUGGCCGCCGCGUGUUAGACAAAAUAAACAUUAACGAUGGGCAAAGGGUGGGAGGAUUAAUAGACCUUUCUCAUAAUGACGUCAGACGCGGAAAACCUGAUGUUACAUGAAGUUUGAUUGACUCGUUAGUUUUGCGGAGCCAAUCAAACUUCGUGUAACAUCAAGCUUUCUGCGUUUGACGUCAUUAUGAGAAAGUUCUCUUACACAAGGUGUGUAGUGUAUAUUUGAUAUUGUUAUAACUGUUGAUUAUUUCUGAAAUACGGUUAGGUAUUUGUUAUUUAUAGUAUUACAGAUCCUGUAUUUACAUUUGGGCUGAGAGCAGAGUAUUUUAUUGAAAAUAAAAUAUAUUUUUUAGAGUAUAGCUAGACGAAACAAAUAUAUGUAGUGGUCUUA
This is a messenger RNA of Dendronephthya gigantea, 8375 nucleotides long. RefSeq names its product ATP-binding cassette sub-family A member 2-like. The transcript is spliced from 42 exons. The record is from RefSeq and is a predicted model, not a curated record. Gene Ontology annotation, cellular component: intracellular membrane-bounded organelle; membrane. Gene Ontology annotation, biological process: lipid transport; transmembrane transport. NCBI's taxonomy places the organism in Eukaryota, Metazoa, Cnidaria, Anthozoa, Malacalcyonacea, Nephtheidae. Gene Ontology annotation, molecular function: lipid carrier activity; ABC-type transporter activity; ATP hydrolysis activity. The coding region runs from base 266 to 7627 and encodes 2453 amino acids.